This is a messenger RNA of Selaginella moellendorffii, 2913 nucleotides long. Its product is annotated as RNA polymerase II C-terminal domain phosphatase-like 3. NCBI's taxonomy places the organism in Eukaryota, Viridiplantae, Streptophyta, Lycopodiopsida, Selaginellales, Selaginellaceae. The record is from RefSeq and is a predicted model, not a curated record. Bases 210 to 2498 code for a protein of 762 amino acids. Gene Ontology annotation, cellular component: nucleus. The transcript is spliced from 12 exons. Gene Ontology annotation, molecular function: RNA polymerase II CTD heptapeptide repeat phosphatase activity.
CAAAGCAAACAUCAAUGACCAGCGAGUUUUGACGAGGGAAACCUUCUUUGCCCCUCCCCCUUAAGAUCUUGUCUCGCGAUCUCUUCCCCUCUCCCGCGGCCGCGCGAGAUCGGUCAGAUCAGUGGGGUGUCUCGUAGGUACGAACGAAAAAUUAGGUCUUGAAAGGGAAUUGGGCACACGGACCCUCGCUCUCUCGCUCGCUCGCUUCCAUGGCCACCCAAUUCGCGAUUGGCCUCGCGGCGCUGGAGAAUCCCGUCGACCCUCAAGGCGAUUUUGAUGACGAUCACGAGGAAGGCGAGAUCUCGGACGACGAUGACGAUGUUUUCGUCGCCACCGCCGCCGCCGAGCGCAUCGAGUCGUCUGCGGCCGUUUCCACGUCCGGGAAUGGAUCGAUUCGAUCGCCCAGAACCCAGCACCACGUAAACUCUGGGAGAAGAGACUCGGAGAGCAAACACGAUAACUCGAUACAAACGGUGGUUAAACUAGUUAACAACGUUAGCGUGGGGAAUGCAUGCAAGUCUCCCAACGACGCAUGCGCCCAGCUCCACGAUGCUUUGCAGAUUUUGGAGGAGCUGGAUCAACCAUCUAACUGCGAGUUGGUUCAAUCGCUCGUGUUGAAGAUUUUAGACAAGAUCCGGAUCGUUUACUGCGUUUAUAACGCGAUAGGAGACGAGCAAAAACCCGGAGUCCUGCAAAGUCUGGCUAAGCUGGCGAAGUUCUACACGGAUAAGCUGUUCACGGCGAAACAAGUGGAAGAACUCAAGGGUCUGUAUGAAGCCGUCAACCCAAAACUCGAGACUAGCAGCGAUGGUAAGGAGCACGCUUAUAUACCGUGGGAUGGAGGGACGAGCGGUGAGCACCCAACCUCGUCCUCACUGACGUCGUACACACACUAUAUGUCUGCGUCGUUCCCGAUGGAUGCUCUUCCUCCCAGCCCGACUCCCUCGAAAGAGGACGAAGCAGCGAGAUACGGGAAAACUUUAACUGACAAAACCGAGACCGAUUCUCAACCAGUUUUAAAACCCCGAGAUCCCCGACGUGGUGCCUUGGAAGGAAACCCCUCCAGAAAACGAGAAGCGUUAAAGCCCGACUCACAAGCUUCUAAGCGUCAGAAGCUUCAGAGCGAGGCGGCUCCCCGCAGUGGAGGAUGGCUGGAGCCCGAAGCUAAGGAUGGCAAAUCCAUACUGAUGAAACCUCGCGAUCCAAGGCGUGCACUCUCCGAGACCACGAAUCAGGAGGAGCAGCAUAUCACAAGUCUGGAAAAUGGUACUGUGCGACCACCAAAGCCACCAGAGUUGAGGAAUCAAGUGAAGGACACGGUUGAAGUUCUUCCUCCUUCCAACAUUCCAGGAUUGUUUCCCAGCAUUCCGGGACUAGAAGCGGGCUCUCCUCCCGUUUUACAGAAUGGAACCGAGUUAGACAUCCAUCCGGAACUGCAAGAGUUUUUGAUUGACCUCGACGAGGCGGAGCGCAUUGCUUUUAUCAAGGAGAGACAACGGAGGAUGGACGAGCAGGACAAGAUGCUGAGUGAAAAGAAGCUGUGCCUUGUGCUGGACCUUGAUCACACACUCUUGAAUUCUGCAAAGUUUAUGGAGAUCGAGCAAGAAUGGGAUCGAUUUUUGCGUGCCACCGAGACCAUCGAGCGGAACAAAGACGCGAAAGAAGGAACUCGGAGGGAACUUUACCGGUUUCCUUACAUGUCAAUGUGGACAAAGCUUAGGCCUGGCAUUUGGAGAUUUCUCGCACGGGCAAGCCAACUUUACGAGCUUCACCUCUACACAAUGGGCAACAAAGCAUACGCAACCGAGAUGGCCAAGCUUCUGGAUCCAACUGGAGUCCUCUUUGCUGGCCGCGUGAUUUCUAAAGGCGAUGACGGUGAUGCGCUCUACGGUGACGAGAAGACCCCGAGGAGCAAAGAUUUGGAUGGAGUGCUUGGAAUGGAGUCGGCAGUGCUUAUCAUCGAUGACUCUGCACGCGUCUGGCCACACCACAAAGAUAACUUAAUCGUGGUGGAAAGAUAUAUGUAUUUCCCGUGCAGCAGGAAACAAUUUGGACUGCCCGGCCCCUCGCUUUUAGAGGUGGGACACGACGAGAGAGAAGCCGAUGGAAUGCUAGCAUCCAUACUAGGAGUGGUCGAGCGAGUUCACGAGGAGUUUUACUCCCGGCCGCUUCCAAAGGAAGUCGAUAUCCGGGAGGUUCUCUCCGUUGUCCAGAGACGCAUUCUCGGUGGCUGCAAGAUCAUCUUUAGCCGGGUUUUCCCCGUCGAGGAGACGCAGCCGCAGCUCCACCCGCUGUGGAGGAUGGCCGAGCAAUUCGGAGCGGUUUGCACGACGAGGAUGGAGGAGGAUGUCACGCACGUCGUUGCGAUCUCCAUGGGAACAGACAAAUCGAACUGGGCUCUGGCAACUGGGAGAUUUCUCGUUCGUCCUGCUUGGGUGGAGGCGUCCACGGUGUUGUACCGGCGAGCCAACGAGAGAGACUUCCCUGUUCCCCCGUAAGCUUAAAAAAACACACGCGCACGCACACGCACAGUGAGACUAUGAAACGAGAGAAACCUCCAAACCGACACCACAAAACAAAAAAACCACGACGCGCUAAACCCUGGAUAUGCCAAGAAUAUUCCAAGACGAAUAUUCUCCCGGGUUGGCGUUAGAAUUUGCGGGCGGCAGUGGAGCGGGUGGACUCUCUUCUGGUCGAACCUGUCAGUCAGCGAGCUUCCGUGCUUAUACCUUGGGAUUGAAGAGAAAGGGCCAAGGGACCCGCAACGCACCAGCUAGCGGGGCAUAUUCUGCCAGAAAUUCACAUCUCGGGGCACAUUCUGUCAGUUCUUAGGGGUAUAUUCUGCCCGUGGCUCCGCGGGGAGAAUAUGCUGCUCUGCUGUGAAGGGAUAUUCUGGGGGGAUUUUUAUUUUAA